This is a messenger RNA of Dibothriocephalus latus, 686 nucleotides long. Lineage: Eukaryota; Metazoa; Platyhelminthes; Cestoda; Diphyllobothriidea; Diphyllobothriidae. The record is from the annotation of a GenBank genome assembly.
AUAGGCCCUACCUUACCGGUGGUCAGAGUCUGUUGGCGCUAACAGACUCUGGCCAACGGAGCGGUCUUUCUCCAGGUUUGAGUUAUCGACCCAAUGUGAACUUUCUGACCUCACUGAUAGCAUACCGAGCAGCUGAUCCCCAAUCCUUUAUGCCCUACGUCCAAAACAUUCGCACCUUUAUGUACCUCUACGAGGAGGUGAACAUUCGACCGCAGGAUUCCUUUGCCAGCUGUGAGGAUAACAUGAAAACACCCGACGUAGCCGACCAGGUUUGCAAAUUCUUUCCAAUGGUUCUCGGACCCUGCGUAAAAGAGAACAAUUAUGGUUAUGACCGCAAUGAGCCAUGCAUCAUUCUAAAAAUAAACAAGGUUUACGGAUGGGUUCCGGAUAUUGUGAACAAAACGAUGGGUCAGGACCCCCUCCUUACUUGUCAGGGCCUGAACAACUUGGGCAAUGAAGGAUUCGGAAGAAUGCGUUAUUUUCCCAACGUUACAAUUGACGGGAAGGUUUAUGGCUACUUCAGCAAUCUCUAUUUUCCCUAUAUCGUCCAAUACGCCUACCGGUCUCCGCUGGUCGCCGUCCAGUUCGUCAACAUUACCCGGCACAGUCUCUUCAUGAUAUCCUGCUCUCUCCUCAAUGUGCGACAUACGGCUGGACCGGUCAAAUUCGAACUUUUAGUGGACUGA